This is a messenger RNA of Beta vulgaris subsp. vulgaris (sugar beet), 1561 nucleotides long. Its product is annotated as ERBB-3 BINDING PROTEIN 1. Lineage: Eukaryota; Viridiplantae; Streptophyta; Magnoliopsida; Caryophyllales; Amaranthaceae. The record is from RefSeq and is a predicted model, not a curated record. The transcript has 10 exons. The coding region runs from base 194 to 1381 and encodes 395 amino acids.
UGGACUUUUACUGGGCCUAUCUUUUCUUUAUAAAACCCAAAAAACACACUCAUUCUCACCCACUUUCUUCUCCUCCUUAAAACCCUAAAAUUCAACCCAUUUCUUCACACGCAGCAUCCAAUUUUCUUACUGUUAUUUCGAGUGAAAAAAGAAGAGUUUAAUUUGACAUUGUUGAGUGGAUUUUUGAGGAAUCAUGUCGGACGAUGAGAGAGAGGAGCAAGAGUUGGAUCUUACUUAUCCUGAAGUUGUUACUAAAUACAAGAGUGCUGCUGACAUUGUCAACAGGGCUUUGCAGCUAGUGGUUGCAGAAUGUAAGCCAAAAGCUAAAAUUGUUGAUAUUUGUGAGAAAGGGGAUUCUUACAUUAGAGAGCAAUCUGGUAACAUGUACAAGAAUGUGAAAAAGAAGAUUGAGAGAGGUGUUGCCUUUCCGACCUGUAUUUCUGUCAACAAUGUUGUUUGUCAUUUUUCGCCACUAGCGAGUGACGAAUCAGUGCUGGAGGAUGGCGAUGUAGUGAAAAUUGAUUUGGGAUGUCACAUUGAUGGGUUCAUUGCUGCUGUUGCGCACACCCAUGUAAUCCAAGAAGGCGCAGUAACUGGCAGGAAAGCGGAUGUUAUUGCGGCGGCUAACACUGCUGCUGAAGUUGCUUUGAGGCUUGUCAGGCCUGGCAAGAAGAACAAAGAUGUAACAGAAGCUAUCCAGAAAGUUGCUGCGGCGUACGACUGCAAAAUUGUUGAAGGUGUCCUUAGUCACCAGCUGAAACAGUUUGUGAUUGAUGGAAACAAGGUCGUGUUGAGUGUAUCAAGUCCUGAUGUGAGAGUUGAUGAUGCUGAAUUUGAGGAAAACGAAGUUUAUUCUAUUGAUAUAGCUGCAAGUACGGGUGAGGGGAAGCCUAGAAUGCUGGAUGAGAAACAAACAACUAUUUACAAAAGAGCUGUGGACAAGAACUAUCACUUGAAGAUGAAAGCAUCGAGAUUUAUAUUCAGUGAAAUUAACCAGAAAUACCCUAUCAUGCCAUUUACAGCAAGGGCUUUGGAGGAAAAGAGGGCUCGCCUUGGACUAGUAGAAUGUGUCAAUCAUGACCUUUUGCAACCCUAUCCUGUUCUUCAUGAGAAGCCUGGUGAUUAUGUAGCUCAUAUCAAAUUCACUGUUCUUCUCAUGCCAAACGGGUCAGAUCGCGUAACAUCCCAUCCUUUGCAAGAGCUGCAGCCAACUAAAACCAUCGAGGACCCUGAAAUUAAAGCUUGGUUAGCGUUGGGAACCAAGACAAAGAAGAAAGGUGGUGGGAAAAAGAAGAAAGGCAAGAACAAAUCUGGAGCUGAAGAGUCUGCAGAAGCAGAACCAAUGGCUGAAACCUCAAAUGGUGCUACAGCUGAAAAUUGAAAAGACGAAAAAUGUGUCACUUCAAAUUUUGUUACUUGUUGAUUCUCUUUUGUAUUUGCUUGUUGAUGGGCAACUUAAACAUAUUUAGAUGUUGAUCUUUCUAUAUUUCAUGUUGCCUCUCACUUCUGUGUAAAGUUCUGGGUUUGAGCCCAAGGAAUGAAUUUUUCUUGACACACAGUA